This is a messenger RNA of Linderina pennispora, 1059 nucleotides long. RefSeq names its product Phox-like protein. Bases 1 to 1059 code for a protein of 352 amino acids. The transcript has a single exon. The record is from RefSeq and is a predicted model, not a curated record. Gene Ontology annotation, molecular function: phosphatidylinositol binding. Gene Ontology annotation, cellular component: endosome. Lineage: Eukaryota; Fungi; Kickxellomycota; Kickxellomycetes; Kickxellales; Kickxellaceae.
AUGCAGUGGAUGCAAACGCAGCAAAUCCGGCUCGAAGGCCUGGGCGACUCUGAGCUUGAGGACACCGAGGACAUCGAUACCAGUAUGAACGAGCUCAUGCAAUGCGUCCUAUACACAGAGAUCCGCAAGGACAUACGCCAGCUAGCAGACUCGCUGGAGACAGUGCAGUUCAAUCUGUUCAGCAGCCGGCAAAACACGUCGAUGGACCUGUCUGAGCCAGUAGAGCCCGACAGGAAAAAAUGCGCAGAGGCGUGGGAGAGGACACAGGAGAUUGCCAAGCAGCUGUAUGAAGCAUGCAUGGAGGUUGACGAGUGGCGACGCACGGCGGUGAUUGCCGGGUUUGUUGAGAAGCACCAGCCAGAGGACUGCUCGUCUGUGGAAUCGACGAGGUCGACAAAGUCGGUGCGGCUGCCGAUUGAGCAGAUAAUCAUGGAGGCGAGGGAGCGCCAGAGGCAAAGGAAGAGGGCGAGCAGCCUGGGCACGCAGCGUGCAGUGUCAGUGAACGGGGAUGCGUGGGGCGCAAGUCCGCCGCCAAUAAGCAGGCUGAUGCAGGCCGAGCUCGAGGCAAACGAGCUCCGUCCGCAGCCCAAGUCGCCGUUGCAUUCGAGCACCCCUGAUGCCGUUCUGUCACCAUCGGGCGACGCGCUGACGCAGCCAUUAGCGACAUUGCGGCUGGUGAACGACUCUGCAGACACAGAUACGCAUCGCCGGCGCACGUACUGCAAUGACGUGCGGAUUGUGGGCUGGACAACGACCGGUCGCGGACUGGACGUGCACACAGAGUUCAAGGUCUUUGCGCACCUCUCUGCUGGCGGCAAUGUGACAGUGAUGCGCCGGUACACCGACUUUGUCGUGCUGCGUGAGGUGCUGUGCGAGCGGUACCGGACAUUCCGGAAGCGUAUCCCACAUCUACCGCACAAGCAGGCGUUUGGCAAGUUUGAUGACCAGUUUUUGAAGAAGCGCGAGAGCGGGUUGCAAUUCUUCUUGGCAUACGUCGUGCUUCACCCGGUUAUUGGCGCAAGCACAGUUGUUCGCCAGUGGUUCGAGGGCGCACCAUAA